This is a messenger RNA of Protopolystoma xenopodis, 477 nucleotides long. Lineage: Eukaryota; Metazoa; Platyhelminthes; Monogenea; Polystomatidea; Polystomatidae. The record is from the annotation of a GenBank genome assembly.
AUGCGCCAAAUUGCUGGUCAGGUUCUCGAAGUACUUUGUUCUCUCUGUCUCGGUCGGCAAGGUGGUGCUGUUCGAUUGAACCAAGAUCUUAUAUACGAGAGUCUCCUACCUAACCGAGAUCUGCUACUCCAAACUAAGUUGGUUAAACAGCCGGGAUCCAUGCGACCCAACCUCUUUGUUGGCACCAAAGAGGGCGGCAACAUGUACUCGAAGUGGUACUUUGAGCUAGCCAUUGUCUCGAUCGAGUCUCCAGGUGCAUCGAUUCGUGUUGGCUGGGGCAACACUGAGGGCUACGAUGCGCAGCCGGGUGGUGGACCAGGGUGGGGUGCUGCCGCACUCGGCGACGACCUCUUCAGCUAUGCCUUUGACGGCAAAAGUUUGUGGAUUGCUGGCCGAGAGAAAGAGAUCACUGCAGGAGUAAGUUCAAUUUUCUAUCUGCUUGAUCGUGUCUUAUUGGGUUAUAAAAAUAAGCGUUAA